Molecule: messenger RNA, 1361 nt
Organism: Lactuca saligna
Lineage: Eukaryota; Viridiplantae; Streptophyta; Magnoliopsida; Asterales; Asteraceae
Source: the annotation of a GenBank genome assembly
AUUUGCUUAGGCUUUACAAGGAGAGGUACUAACCUUGUCAACAUCAAUAAAUUCGAGGGGUAUAAACGGCUUGGCCGGAAACAACACGAUUAACCCAAUUCACCACACCGAGUUUUCUAAGAGCCACGGAGCACGAAGACGGACCCCUCUCCAUCUCUCUCUCUUUCUCCCUUCUGUCCCUCGCCCUUCGUUCAUGGAUGAAUGUCGGUGACCCUUAGCCUGCUAAAUCUAUCAAAUUGGGAGCAGAAGGAAAUGAAUCGAAGAUUUGGAGGAGGAAGCUGCAUUGCUAUCCGUACAGGUCAUUCGAUUUCUUCUAGAUUCCACCACGCUUCUGCUGCUUCUUUUUCGGAUCCUGCAAUUUGUGGAGCUUCUACGUGGAUAAGGAAGGGCCUUCCUUGUGUGUGUUUUAAUAAAAAAGCAAGUUAUGCAAGAAUUUUCAUGAACGUGACUCCUCUUCAGGCAAAAAGACUAAAAAGACUAAAAAACAGGACAAAGGUUUAUUACGAUGCUACCAGGCAAGAACAUCAGGAGGCUCUGAGGGCAUUAUGGUCAUCUGCAUUCCCAGGACAAGAAUUACAUGGGCUGAUAUCAGAUGAAUGGAAAAAAAUGGGAUGGCAGGGAAAAGAUCCAUCAACAGAUUUCAGGGGAGCUGGAUUCAUCUCCUUGGAGAAUUUGCUCUUUUUUGCAAAGACAUUCUCUAUAUCUUUUCAGCAUCUGUUGAGAAAACAAGGGGCUAGGGGAGUUGCAUGGGAAUAUCCGUUUGCAGCCGCUGGUGUAAAUAUUACAUUUAUGCUCAUGAAAAUGCUUGAUCUAGAUACUACUACAAAACCCAGGACACAUGUGAGUGCUGUUUUUGUACAUAUUUUGUCAGAAAACGAGUGGGCUUUUGAUCUCCUUUAUUGUAUUGCAUUUGUUGUUAUGGACAAAAAAUGGAUGGAGAAAAAUGCAACCUACAUGGAGUUUAAUGAGGUAUUGAAAUCAACAAGGGCACAAUUGGAGAAAGAGCUACUUUUGGAUGAUGUUCUAAGGAUUGAAGAUAUGCCAUCUUUUCGUCUUCUUCAUUAAGUAUUAAAAAUAACAGUGGCCAAUAGCCAUGUAAUUAAUUAUGUAAACCAUGUUCGAUGGUUGAUCACAUGUGUUGAUUCCUGGUAGCCAUUUUUUUAAUAUCAGGAUCAUAUUAAAAUUUUAAAAACACACAAACACACACAGAGUUUUGGACUUGGGACUGGUUUCAGGUAAUUGAGACCGGUCCAACUCAGGAUCGAGAACCAGACCGGCGGUCUAAUGGGAUGUGUAGCGUGAAAUGUGAGGCCGUUACAAAUUGCAUUAAUUGUAGUUUAAGGCCCUUUCAUUCUGUCGGU